AUGGUCCAACGCUUCAAGAGGGAGCUUAAAGAAGUGAAGGAUGCCUUUCCUGAAGACGUGAGGAAUAAUUGGACUCUUCAGUCAAAAUGCCUGAAUUUGGAAAUAUACAUCCACGAGGUCGGGCUACAUAUUCCGCGCAGCCACUUCCAGAUUCUCCAAGCCGGCAACACCAACUGCUGCAGCUGGUGCGCGUCCACCGCACGCCACGACAUCGUCAUCGCAUGCAUCCGCGCCGCGCAGGCCUGCAUCGAUAUGUUCUUGCAGCUCCCCGACGAGCUGCUCCGGCGCAGCACGCUGAUCGAAGAAGCUCGCCUCCUGUACGCGAUCCUCAUCCUCAGCAUCAUCACGCUCGAACAGAGCACCUGGAACCUGGACUCGAAGCGGCUGGUCGAGAUCGCCGACAUCGGCUACUACCUGUCGGCGCUGGACCGGCGCUUCGCCGCGCUGGUGACGCUGCUGCCGAGCGGGCGCGAGCGGCGCGACUACUUCUGGCGCAUGCGGCAGUUCGCCGCGAGCUCGGUCGACUGGCACCGCAAGUACAUGGCGGGCCUGGCGGGCCUAGCCGAGCCAACGGACAAGUGCAGCGUCGAGCUGAGCUUCAUGAACAUUUUGAGCAAGGCGGCGUUCCAUAUCCGGGAGGACGACGAGGUCACGGACGAGCCGGUCAUUGGCCCGGAGCUGUUGGACACAUCGUGGAUGAUGGACCAGGCUGAUAUUUGGCCGGACUUGGAGAUGCACACGUAG
This is a messenger RNA of Phaeoacremonium minimum UCRPA7, 744 nucleotides long. Its product is annotated as putative c6 zinc finger domain containing protein. Bases 1 to 744 code for a protein of 247 amino acids. Lineage: Eukaryota; Fungi; Ascomycota; Sordariomycetes; Togniniales; Togniniaceae. The transcript is spliced from 2 exons. The record is from RefSeq and is a predicted model, not a curated record.